AUCACUCUCAGAUGUGAGAUUCAGGGAGGUGAAGGAAAGGUGUGGAAAUAUGAAUGGACAGCACCCAACACAAACAGCCCUCCAACAUCCAGUGAAUACAGGAUCAGCAGAGUUUCAGUGUCCCACAGUGGAGACUACAGAUGUCGGGGUAGCAGUGACUAUCUCUUAACAGGAUGGAGUGAUGCCUUCAGACUGACAGUUUCAUUUCCCAGUAAGCCCACUGUGACCCUGCAGCCAUCCUGGACUCAGAUAUACAGCGGUGAGACAGUCACUGUCAGAUGUGAGAUUCAGGGAGGUGAAGGAGCUCAGUGGACGUAUGAAUGGAGAGCAGCCAAGUUAAACACACCUCCAACAUCCAAUGAAUACAGAAUCAUCAGAGCUACUGAGUCUGACAGUGGAGGAUACAGCUGCCGGGGCAGAAGGGACUAUUUCUUCUCAGAGUGGAGUGAUAUCAUCACACUGACUGUAUCAUAUAAACCCCGUCCUGUCCUCACUGUGUCUCCAUCAUGGCUGAGUCCUGGA
Molecule: messenger RNA, 522 nt
Organism: Oreochromis niloticus (Nile tilapia)
Lineage: Eukaryota; Metazoa; Chordata; Actinopteri; Cichliformes; Cichlidae
Product: putative high affinity immunoglobulin gamma Fc receptor IC
Exons: 3
Biological process (GO): immune response; cell surface receptor signaling pathway
Cellular component (GO): external side of plasma membrane
Molecular function (GO): transmembrane signaling receptor activity
Source: RefSeq, a predicted model, not a curated record